Haliotis rubra (blacklip abalone) is the source of this 5760-nucleotide messenger RNA. RefSeq names its product semaphorin-1A-like. Gene Ontology annotation, molecular function: semaphorin receptor binding; chemorepellent activity. Bases 303 to 2465 code for a protein of 720 amino acids. The record is from RefSeq and is a predicted model, not a curated record. The transcript is spliced from 18 exons. NCBI's taxonomy places the organism in Eukaryota, Metazoa, Mollusca, Gastropoda, Lepetellida, Haliotidae. Gene Ontology annotation, biological process: positive regulation of cell migration; neural crest cell migration; semaphorin-plexin signaling pathway.
CUCAGUUGACUCUAAGCAGAGCUUGUAACUGGAGUUGUUGUGAGAGCAUGUGUGGAUUUCUCAAAAUUACACUCACAUAGUAAACUCCUGAAUACUACUGCGCAAAGUGAAGCAUUUGUGAUUGGAUAUACUAUCAGAACUUAGCACAGCACAUGAAGAGGAGAGUUUUUGACUGCGUGACAGCUGGGUUGAUGGUGUAGCAAUGCAUGAACUACCAUAACAGUCUCUAUUGUAGUGUGGUAACCUAGCUCACUGAUUGCCUCUGUCUUACCCUAGGACUAGCUGAAGGACCUGCCUGCACUAUGGAGUUAUUAUGUGUUCUUCUGGUGAUAUCAGCAGAGCUGACCCUCGUGGCCAGUUGGCGAGAUUGGCAACCCAACUCAGUUGUGAAGAUUGGAGAAAAUGAUGCAAGCCUGGAGAAAUUUGCUGGACGAAUUGAUGAAAUUGACCACUUUAGACUCCUGAUGGCCGAUGCUUCUUCCAUGUUGCUGGGAGCAAAAAACGCUAUACAUAAUGUCAGUCUAGCUGACCUAAAGGAAUUCUCGAGAAUAGAUUGGGAACCUCAGGCAUCGGACAUUGAAUUAUGUUCCAAGAAACAUAAGACCCCAGAACAAUGUCAGAAUUACAUCCGUGUCAUAGUGAAGAAAGAUAAUGACAGGUUAUACACCUGUGGAACAAAUGCUUUCCGUCCCAAAUGUCGAACGUACAAGCAGAAUGGGCUCAGUGGAUAUGAAAGGAUUGAGGAGCGAGAUGGUGUAGCUCAGUGCCCUUAUGAUCCUGAACAAAACAGCACAGCCAUUUAUGCAGGUGGGAAGCUGUACUCUGCGACAGUAUCUGACUUUUCAUCACGUGACCCCUUAAUCCUGGAGACCAACAAGAUGAUCCGAACAGAGCAGUAUGACUCCAAGUGGCUCAAUGAGCCCAAUUUUGUGAGUUCUUUUGAGAAGCAAGACAAGAUAUAUUUCUUCUUCCGUGAAACUGCUGUGGAACAUAUCAACUGUGGCAAGGCUGUGUUUUCUCGAGUUGCUCGAAUCUGUAAGAGUGACGAGGGAGGCCAGAUGUUGCUGGACAAUACAUGGACAUCCUUCUUCAAGGCUCGACUCAACUGCUCCAUCCCAGGGGAUUUCCCAUUCUAUUUUGAUGAAAUACAAUCAACAUCAGAUUUUGGUGAGGGUAACUUCAGACCAGUGAUUUCUUCAGGGAGCAGAUUUGACAUGGUUUAUGCAGUUUUCAACACACCACACAACUCCAUCCGUGGAUCUGCCGUCUGUGCAUUUAGAUACGCAGACAUUGUCAAGACGUUUGAAGGUCGGUUCAAGGGUCAGGAAUCCGCGUGGCACAACUGGCUGGCAGUGCCCAGAGAAAAGACACCUGCCCCUCAUCCUCAGAAGUGCACCAACAGUAGUCAGAGGCUUGAGGAUACGACCCUUAACUUCAUCAAGACCCACCCAUUGAUGGACAGUUCGGUUCCUGCCCUAGGUGGCGCCCCACUCUUCAUCCAGACAAGUUUCACGUCCCGCUUCACUCAGAUCGCAAUUGACUGGCAAAUCCGUGGAGUCGAUAAAUACCACGAUAUCAUGUUUAUCGGAACAGACGAUGGAAGGGUCAUUAAGGCUGUGAAUACCCAAAAGGGCCCGAAAGACAAGAUCCGCACGGUUGUUAUCGAGGAGAUCCAGGUCUUGAAGAAGAAUGAAUCGAUCGUCAACCUGAGAGUAUACCGCCGAGAUGGUACUGAGAAGUUGGUGGUUGUCUCCAAGGAAAAUGUGGUCAGCAUCCCUCUCCAUCGCUGUAACCGCAAAAACACGUGUCACUCGUGUGUCGGCCUGCAGGACCCAUACUGUUCCUGGGUUGAUGCCAGAUGCUCCAACACCAACAGAGGACUUCAGAGUGUUACAACUGGCAAGUCCUCUGGCUGUGGAGUGGAGAUCCUUGACGAAACCACCAGCACUACGACAACACCAGCAGCGGCCACAGAGCCACAAAAGUGUGUUUGUCCCCAGGUCACGGAUCCCAAUAAACAUAGUGAGGACAAAGACGUCACUAAUAUUGGACCCAAUAUGGCUUCCACAAAACAACCUGCUCCCAAGACAACUCACCCUGAAGAUAAAUAUGACGAAGGUCCUAUUGAUGCAACUCACCAGGAUCCAUCGGGAGUAAAUACAGCGGAAACCCUUGCUAUCGCAAUCGUCGUCUCCAUCGUCCUUUCAAUGCUCGUCGGAUUCCUCAUCGGUUAUAAAGUCAGCUCGUGCAGAGCAUCACGUGACAUAGACACUCCAUAUCACGAGCGCAACAUCUCUCUGAGCAAGAGGUCCAACAGACUGUCUUCAGGGGACCAUACAUAUUUCACCCCAGAAAAUCCAUACAACAAAAGUUUUAGUUACGUUGUGAACGUUAAAACCCCCGGGAAAUUAAAUACAAGUGUGGAAACCAAACCAGUGACUAAAUCAAACAAGGUCUACUUAUAGCAAGCGGGAAACAACAUAGACUAAUGUUUUCUGUGGUGCUGGGCUUGGGCUGGCCUUGGUCAGUUAGAAAAGCACAUGGUUCUGAGUGAAAACUUUGACCAACCAGCAGGAUUGAGGCGCCCGCUGAUGAGGCGAGGUGGCGACCUCAACUGAUGCCGUAGCAGGGCUACAUGCCAUCAAGAAAUAGUGCUAACAGCCCCAUGGCAACCUCAUGGGCAGGUCCUGUGUCAUGUGACAAACUUUUAUUUUCCGUCAGGUGUAUUCCUAAUAGCCAACAUUAUGCCUAGUUCAUUGCUGGUCUAGUAACUGUGUAUUUUGGCUAUGCAAUCAUGCUAUCUUCCAGGAACACCUGUUGUGCUGAAGUUGUGACUAGUGUCUGGUGAAAUCAAGAGACAAGAUGGCGACUUGUGUCUGCAAUCAAACUGUUUGCAUACAUUCCAAGCACUGUGCAAUACAUAAUGGGAAAAUGGACCAAUAUUCUGAAAUAUAUAUGUAUAUCAGAAAGAAGUCACGGCCAACAUGCUAUGUAGAUACUGUGUUGUCGGACCUGUGCUUCGCUGUAUAUCAGAAACAGAACUUCUCUGUGUGAGACAAACAUCGAAUGUCCUAUGGGAUGUCGGCCUGCACGGAGGGAGAUAGUGAUCUCAAAAACAUUCAAAUUAAAGCAUCUAAAUUGAUACAAAGCGAAAGUAUUUGUGGACGAUACUCAAUUAUGUGCUCAAAAUUGUCAUACGGUGCUGAUGUCGUCAAGGUAACCAGUGGUUACCAUGGCAAGAAAGGUCACAAUUUACCAAAUUUUCAUCUAGAGGCAGGGAUAUAGCUUUAGUUGUUAACUUUAAGAAUACAAAGCUGAAUUGUUUGUUUGAGUAUUUCAGUGCUUGUAGUUCAUAGUGGUCCCUGCGUCUUAUUGGUAUCAUGGCAUUAACUUACCCCUGAUUCCAGCACGUGCUCCUCACACCAUUUCAAAGUGAACUCUUCAACACUGAGGUGCAUUUAGCAGUUAUCCAUCUUGAAUAAUCAUAUGACAUCAAAAUACUUGGAGCAUAUCACUUAAAUCUCAAUGGCUGUCACCUGUUCUGUACAGUACUCAAAUUAUCUAUGUAUAUAUAAAAAUAUACAAUCACAUGUUUAUAACAAUUGGUUCAACAACAAGCUUCAAAUAUGUUUUCAUCCACAUUUUUCGAAAUGACAUUUAAUCACAUAAAUCAUUUGUUCCGACUUUUUAUGAAUAAAGUUUUUGCAUUGUUGAUUGAUAAAGACUGUUUGAAUCCUGUUGAUGAGACCAAUGUUUAUAUAUUCAGUGUAAGUGUUCCUACAACCUACAAGUAUUGACUGUACAUUAAAGGAAUACAUCAUGAGUUUAGCAAGGCCAGUGAUACAUGUAGUUGUUUGCCUUAGAGGCACUAUUCUGCCACAGAUGUCAUCUUUUUUUAUUUGUAAUAUUCUAGGAGUUUAUAUUUUCCUACACCCCUUGGGACCAUUGUCAAAUUUUAAUAUAAAACAUUUUUUCAAUAAGGAAAAUGUUAUUUAAAAAAAUAAUUUAAAAAAAUAUGUUUUAUUUAUUUUAGAUAAUAUCUUUAAAACUAAACAAAUAUUUUGGUCACAAGGUAUAGGUAUAUAUUUCAUUCGUUUUCUCACAUGGUCUUGGAGCGUCUGACUGGUAAACAUUGCGUCACUGUAACAACGCUCCCAUAUUGACGGCCAUAUUGACUCUUUGGGUAGCUCCCAAAGCGAGUCACAGUUUACCAAACAGGCCUCUGAGCACUUACACACAGGCUUUCAAAGAGGAUUGCCUCUUUUUCCAAAUGCAAAUUGUAGUCAGUCCCAAGUGACGCGAGUGUGAGAGAAAGAAUGGAACCAUUAUACUGUUAUAUUCAUAUCUGGGUCAAUGCAUUAUACACAUUUUAUACAACAAGCCAUACUGAUAUCAUUUCUUGUGAUCUGGAUUAGAAUGGGUUUUUUAAAUUAUUUUAUUCAUUUGGACUCGAUGAAUAUUCAUAUUUUUAUUAAGAAAGAGGUGUUAUAGAAUUUUAUUAUCUAAAACGUUGAAAAAAUUUCCAUGAAGCAUACCAAAGUAUGUGUAAUACAAGAUCUCUCAACCAUGAAAAACAUGCUUGACAAGACAUAAUAAAAGGGAUGAGCUCAGAAGUUUGGUUGAAUAAUCAAAAUUACAUAAUAAGUUGGCGCCAUUUUCAUGUUUUAAUCGGAAUAUUUAUAGGGCAAUGCUGUGGUUGUGUUGUGUACAAAUGUAUGUACAGCCCGAAACAUCAUACCUCAUCCUUGUGUACAUACAAGGAUUGAGGCCUGCUGUUAUGGGCUAAGUUAAAGGGAGCUUAUGCUUCUGUAUGAUAUUACAACAACUGUGAUGGAUUGCCAAAGAUUUUAAAAAUCAGUUGUAUAGAUGUCACACUUAAUCUUCCAUCUUUUCUUCCAAGAAAUAUUGUGUCAUUUUAUUUCAUUGUAAAUAGUGUACAGAACAUCAUUAUGCCAUGUUGUCAUGUAUAAAUGCUAACAAAUAUUAUUUUUUUACCGCUUCAUGUCUGUUAAUAAUGGUAUUGAAUGCAGAUUGCAGUGUUGACAGUGAGGUCAGAGCAGCUGGAGCAGCUCAACGUGUCUCAGACUGGGGGGUGGAGAGGGGGAGGGUCUUGUACUUAAGGAGAAUAUGGAUGCAUGUUGGGAGAAUUUAGAUAUUUCUUGGGGAGGGAGCCUUACGUUGGUAAAAUUGAUUUCAGUUAUUGAAUGUUACUGAAGAUUGAGAAUAUUAUUGACUUUGAAAUGCAGAUAAUUUUUUUAAAGAAUACAUUGUGUGGUAUAAAGUUGAAAAUUUUAAUUUUAAAGUGGUAUGAUUGUGAGUGUUGAGGAAAGAGGCUGACGUGAGCUGCACUAGUGUAGAUGGUGCUCAACAGUAUUUAUGACAAACCAUUCCAUAACAUUAUGAUGGAGAGACGACUAAUGAGAAAAAAAGAAUAGCUAGAAAAAGAGACACAGAAAAUUCUAAUUUUCAUGACGCUUUUAACUUGAUUUUAGACUUUAUUCAGCUUUUUCAGAUAAACUGUAUCAUUUUACAGAAAUAGACCCUAAGGAGACUAGCGUUGGUGUUUUUAGUUUUAAAGAAGCUUUAACAGUGAAUGAGGUUGUACUUGUACUUGAGCUUGGCGUUGAUGUAUAAAGUGUAUUCUGUAAUGUGAUAUAGCUGCACUGCCAGUGUGUGUAUAUAUGUAUAUUUGUCCAGUGUCUGGUGCAUAGGCAAAUGCAAUGGAAUGACACUAACAAACUAAAUAAAACAAAACAUGAU